Molecule: messenger RNA, 1206 nt
Organism: Astrephomene gubernaculifera
Lineage: Eukaryota; Viridiplantae; Chlorophyta; Chlorophyceae; Chlamydomonadales; Astrephomenaceae
Source: the annotation of a GenBank genome assembly
GUUCUACAUUUCGCACGGUGCAAUGAUCGCGAUCUAGAGCUAGGUGGCAUUGGUGUCGUGCAAGCAGAGCAGCUCACCGAGCGCGCAAUACCGUGGUCGCCUAGCGCCAUAGGCAGCAUACGUACAACUUUAGGAAAAUCGAUAUAAGACGUAUUAUUGGCACUAAGACAGCUUCUAGGUUAGGCUGCCUAAGGUAUCCAUGCAGUUGCCCGUUUUACUUCCGAGCCCAAAUGUAUGACGCCAAUUCCUUUCUUAUGGUCCUCAUGGAUUAAAAAACUACCUGCAAUAAGCAAGCUUGGCUUAAGUUUGCGAACUGGGCCUGCCGCUUUGCGGCAUUUCCCUGCUGCUGAUGCAUGGCGCUACGCCUCUAAGACAUCUGUUCCAGAUAACGUGAAUGGGAUUGGAGUUGGAGCUCAGGAUGGAGAAGGGACAUCAGAAAGCCUGGUUGACCAGCCAGCAUCCAUCUUGCGCCAACUGUUCGAGAGCUUGCCGCCUUACCCGACGGCAAGCUCUCUGCAGCUUGCUCGCCAUAGACUGGAGGAAGUCAGCAAGGGCAUUAGCAUAGCAACGGACGCACAUCGGCGCGACCGCCCUGUCAGCGAUGCGGACGCCAUCGUCGCAACGAUUACCGCUCUCCUGCAAAGCACCAGCCGCGAUUGCUACUGGGCGCGCACCAGCCUACCAGAGCUAUUGCUCCUCUUAUCUCGACUGCGCAUCCCCAGCACCCCAAAGCUGGAAGUCGAGCUGGUGUUGCUGCUCCGGCGCGGCCGGCUGCCCACCCCCGCUCCCGACGUCUGGCAGGAGCUGGCAGCCGCCUCGGGUGUCAGCCGCACUAGCUUCCGCAAGCGCCGCGGCGGCCGUGUCGUACUGCCGCCCCCGCCGCCGCUGCCCACCGCCUUCCGGCUGGCUCAGGCCAUGUGCGCGCUCCCGGUGCAGAGCCACGAGGCGUGGCAGCAGCUGUCUCGGCACCUGCUGGCCCCCGCCGCCUGCCCCCUGGAGGCGCUGUCACCCGACCAGCUGUCGCUGGUGGCGGCCGCAUUCGCGCGGGCGGGCUACCACCCCGUGCAGCUGUUCAGGUCCAUCUCCGAACGGCUGCUCCCCGCCGCCCCCCGGCUGCAGCCCGGCAGUCUGGCUCGCAGCCUGCACGCCUUCGCCAGCCUGCGCCACCACGACCCCGACCUGGCAGCCGCGCUAUGUGAUGAGGUG